This is a messenger RNA of Brenthis ino (lesser marbled fritillary), 204 nucleotides long. The record is from the annotation of a GenBank genome assembly. NCBI's taxonomy places the organism in Eukaryota, Metazoa, Arthropoda, Insecta, Lepidoptera, Nymphalidae.
AUGACAAUUAGAGAGGCAAUGGUAACGGUUAAGGUGGCGGCGGGUGGUGUGUGGCACGAGGUGCGGGCGCGGAGGGCGGGCGGGCGCGGCGCGAGGCUGCAGCGCCGCAGACAGUGCGGCGGUGAGCGCGGCGCGGGGCGAGGGGCGCGGCGCGGCGGCGCGAUGCUGCGCGCCUCUCAGUCGAGACGCGAGGCCCGCCCGCCC